AUGGACAAUUUGAACCAGGGAAUUGCAAAACUCCGCGAUUUUAUGAUUGCAGACACUCGACUGCGAGGAAUUAACAAAAACUUGCAAUUAGUGCUUCAAAAUCGACAAAAAGAAGCCAUCGUUAAGAUAACUGAUGCCGCACAGCACCAUUUACGUUCAAUAGACAAUAUCAGUUGGAGAUCUGGAUACGCUUGUGAUCCUGAACGAUGGGAGGAAGGAAAAAAUUACAUCCGAGUAAAACCUUUCAAACCAAAGGGCUGUGGAGGUGUUCCAAACUGUGAGGCAUCGAGGCUCACUCGGACUGAGCUUCCCAGUAGAUUCAGCUUGAUGCUUGUAUUUUGUGACACUUCCAAAUACGAAGUUGUAACAAGUACCCGAUUCUACGAAAAAGACGGAAUCAUUGGAGUGGAACCUGAGUGUGGAGUUUUCGCUGAAGGCCAAGUAGAUCCUCAAACUCUUAGAUGGAACACCUGGAACAGAGAUCACUACAGCAGGGACGACCUUCCGCCUAAGUCUAUAAGCCUUCGCGAGGAAAUAGAUACAUUUCAUUUGGACGAUAUUGUGCUGCCUGAAGGCGAAUUCCUCACAGCCAUUGGAAUCAUGGUCGUUGAUGACCCUUUGAGAAUAUAUAUUCCAGGCGCUUAG
Cotesia congregata is the source of this 645-nucleotide messenger RNA. The record is from the annotation of a GenBank genome assembly. Lineage: Eukaryota; Metazoa; Arthropoda; Insecta; Hymenoptera; Braconidae.